AUGAUAUUUCGCUCAGAGGAUUCUCCUGAUCCAAGAAGGUACAAUAAACCUAGAGUUCCAGAGAUUGGUGUACUAUUGUUUGAUGGCGACGAUGAAAGCAGCAACGAACAGCCAAAAAAUCGUGAUAUUGUUUUAAGAUUGAAAGGCUCUGGUGAUAACCUAACAAGGAUUAAUGAAACCAAUCAAUUCUUUGAUCCUCUUCAAUACGUUUUGGUGUUUCCAUUUGGCGAUCCUGGGUGGCACAUCAAAGUGAAAAGCUUUGAUCCCUCUGAAACCGAAAUCGACAUUGCAUCUGAUAGCAAUAAUAAUGAUGAGGACAAAACCAUCACCAACAUGCAAUACUAA
Mucor velutinosus is the source of this 345-nucleotide messenger RNA. RefSeq lists its product as uncharacterized. The record is from RefSeq and is a predicted model, not a curated record. The coding region runs from base 1 to 345 and encodes 114 amino acids. NCBI's taxonomy places the organism in Eukaryota, Fungi, Mucoromycota, Mucoromycetes, Mucorales, Mucoraceae. The transcript has a single exon.